AUGUUUAGAGUAAGCAAUUUCGUCGUGGGACUAGCCAACACGUUGGUGAUGUUAGUGGGCGCAUCAGCCAUUGGUUACUCGAUUUACAUGUUCGUUCACCAAGACGUGACCGACUGUGAGUCAGCGAUACGUGCACCACUUCUCACGACCGGGAUCGUCCUCUUCGUGGUGUCUUUAAUAGGAGUGAUAGGAUCUUGCUUCAAGGAGAAUAUCGCCAUGGUCUCCUACUUGAUCAUAUUGUUAGCCGGAAUCGUUGCGUUAAUGGUUUUCUCGGUGUUUCUCUUCUUUGUGACCAACAAAGGAGCCGGUCAUGUGGUCUCUGGUCGAGGGUAUAGAGAGUACCGGACGGUUGAUUUCUCUACUUGGCUUAACAGUUUUGUUGGUGGGAAGAGAUGGGUCGGUAUAAGGUCUUGUUUGGCUGAGGCUAGCGUUUGUGAUGACUUGAGUGAUGGUCGUGUUAGUCAGAUCGCUGAUGCGUUUUAUCACAAGAACUUGUCUCCAAUCCAGUCUGGUUGUUGUAAGCCACCGUCGGAUUGCAACUUUACGUUCAGAAACGCGACGUUUUGGAUACCGCCGGCUAAAAACGAGACAGCGGUUGCGACCAACAACGGUGACUGCGCUGCGUGGAGUAACGUGCAAACGGAGUUGUGUUUUAACUGUAACGCAUGCAAAGCGGGUGUGUUAGCAAACAUAAGAGAGAAGUGGAGGCAUCUUCUUGUUUUCAACAUCUGUCUCCUCAUCCUCCUCAUCACCGUCUAUUCUUGCGGUUGCUGUGCUCGCCGUAACAAUCGUACGGCUAGAAAAAUUGUGUUCCUAAAGACAAUGGAAGGUCAGAUAAGACAAUUACAAGACAUAUUCAAUCGGUUCGACAUGGACGGAGAUGGAAGCUUAACGAUCUUAGAACUCGCAGCACUUCUCAGGUCGCUUGGUCUCAAACCAUCAGGCGACCAAGUCCACGUUUUGUUAGCAAGUAUGGACGCAAACGGCAACGGUUACGUCGAGUUUGAUGAGCUGGUAGGCGCCAUUCUUCCUGACCUUAACGAAGAGGUCCUUAUCAACUCCGAGCAGUUAAUGAACAUUUUCAAAUCGUUUGAUAGAGACGGUAACGGAUUCAUCAGCGCGGCGGAAUUGGCUGGGGCUAUGGCAAAGAUGGGACAACCAUUGACGUAUAGAGAACUAACGGAGAUGAUCAAAGAAGCUGAUACAAACGGUGAUGGUGUCAUAAGCUUUGGUGAAUUUGCUUCCAUUAUGGCUAAAUCUGCUGUUGAAUAUUUCGGUCUAAAGAUUAAUAAUUCAUGAUAAUUCUUUUUCUUUACGAUUUUAUUUUCAUUUCUUAGAAUUGAGGAUUGAUGAACCCAUUGAUAUAUAAAUCAUAGAAAAUAGUCUUUUUUAAUUUUAAAAAGGACAAAAUCUCAGGGGA
Messenger RNA from Raphanus sativus (radish), 1420 nucleotides. RefSeq names its product tetraspanin-11. The record is from RefSeq and is a predicted model, not a curated record. The coding region runs from base 1 to 1299 and encodes 432 amino acids. The transcript is spliced from 3 exons. Gene Ontology annotation, biological process: auxin-activated signaling pathway. Gene Ontology annotation, cellular component: plasma membrane; plasmodesma. Gene Ontology annotation, molecular function: calcium ion binding. NCBI's taxonomy places the organism in Eukaryota, Viridiplantae, Streptophyta, Magnoliopsida, Brassicales, Brassicaceae.